Strongylocentrotus purpuratus (purple sea urchin) is the source of this 3246-nucleotide messenger RNA. RefSeq names its product gelsolin-like protein 1. Bases 263 to 1339 code for a protein of 358 amino acids. Gene Ontology annotation, molecular function: actin filament binding. The record is from RefSeq and is a predicted model, not a curated record. Lineage: Eukaryota; Metazoa; Echinodermata; Echinoidea; Camarodonta; Strongylocentrotidae. The transcript has 11 exons.
CUGCAUGCAUGAGCUACCUCUGUGCGGGCCUUCUCUUGUAUGCCGCUGGAUUCCGUACAAAAUACAAUAAGAAAGAGGUCCGGCAAUCUCCAAACUCCACACACAUAAAUCGUCUGACAAGGUCUUCGCUCAGGCGGAGAGGUAAAGCUCUUCAACACACUGUGCACAUCGACUUCGAAUUUCAUUCAGGAAGUACGGAGCUGAACAAACUGAGUCCACCUUUUUCUGACUGUGCGGAUAACUUCUAAAACAACUAGCAAACAUGCAGACGGCGAAGAAGUAUGACUGGCAGGAUUCGAACCUCGCACUCUUUGGUUCGGAUACUGAGAAGAAAAUGAAGAAGGAUAGUGCACAAUCUGAACCAGCCUGGGAGGGGGCAGGACAGGAAGUCGGCCUCCAGAUUUGGCGGAUCGUCAAGUUCAAGGUUACCAAUUGGGAGAAGGACCAAUAUGGAGAGUUCUUCAAUGGCGAUUCUUACAUCAUCCUCAAUACCUAUAAAGAUCCAGAGGGUGAUGCGCUGAAGUAUGACGUCCACUUCUGGAUUGGAAAAUAUUCCACGCAGGAUGAGUAUGGUACAGCAGCAUACAAGACCGUUGAGCUGGAUACACUUUUGGAUGAUAAACCCAUUCAGCAUAGAGAGGUUCAAGGGCACGAAAGUGCGCUCUUCAAGUCCUAUUUCGCAUCCCUCAUGCUUCUAAAGGGUGGUGCUGACACUGGUUUUAGACGUGUACUACCAGAGCAAUACGAACCGCGUCUUUUCCAUGUGAAGAAAGGGUCCGACAAGAAAAUCACAAGUACUCAGGUCUCUCUGAAGAAAGGUAAUCUAAAGUCUGGUGAUGUCUUUAUCUUGGAUCUUGGAGCGAUGAUUUACCAGUGGAACGGUUCCAGCUGCAGUCAUGAUGAAAAAUUUAAGGCUGCUCAGGAGGCAGCUAAGAUCAAGGGAUCACGAGGCAAGUGCCGUGUUGAAACCCUCGAAGAGAGCAGCACCUCCGAGGAUCAUCCUUGCUUCGCACCCCUUAAAGACGGCGAGAGUAAGGCUAAGACAAGUGCAGUGCAGGGGGAGAGGAAAAUGUUCAGGAUCAGUGAUGCUGACGGCAGUUUGGACAUGGAAGCAAUGGACGGUGAAAUCAGCAAGGAUAAAUUGACAUCCGAUGAUGUCUAUGUGAUUAACACUGGAGAACACGUCUACUGUUGGGUCGGCAAAGGAGCCACCAUUGACGAAAGGAAGAAUGCUCUAUCCUACGCAAGCAAUUACCUGAACAAGACUGAGACACCUUGGUUGCCCAUCUCUGUCGUUGCCGAGGUCAAUGAAUCAGCUGAAUUCAUCAAGGCCUUCUAAAGCUUUUAGCAACCAAGACGACCUUAGAGGAAACCUGAUCACUAAUUUGAGAAAAAAAAAUCUUCUGCCUGUAUCUACUACGGGUAGUUCAUUUAUACCCUACGCUGACUCGAGUCUAAAUCAUGUUUAAACAAUUUAUAAACUAGAGGCCGUGUUACAGUCUACUUAAUUGGUAGGCCAAACUUGAAUUCAGGUCUCAUCACCAAAACAGUUUUUAAUUUUGAUGUUUAUGAUUCCGUCAUAACAUCCUGUACUAUAAAAUAUUAAUCAACUUUAAAUAUAGACUUCUAAGAAGAGAGUUCUUGCAAAUCGUUAUACAAAAAUUGCACAAUAUAUACAAAGACGUUGUGUGUCCGGACUGGUUGUGUAUCCGGACAGUUAAUUAAAACAGACCUUUGAAGAAGUUUAUAAGCAGUAUUUCAUAAGAGAAGACUUUAUGUUUGUUAAGUGUCUGGACAUGCACCCACCCCCACCCCCCAUCAUGCUAUUCAAAAUUAAUCAGCUUUAAGUAUAGACUUCUAAAAAAGAGGCCUAUUUCAAAUUGUUAUACCAAAAUUUCACAAUAUACAAUUUUCUGGUGUUUGGUCCCCUAGUGUUGUCACAUGCACAAUGAAAAAAAAUGGUCAAGCUCCUUGAAGGCACGUACGUUUACACAACACCAUGCAGAUAUUUAGAAUGUCUCAUGUAGUCUGUCCCUGGGCUGACAAUUACUUAACAUUAUCCUUGCAAUUUAUAGAAUACCCUGUAUUAUCAUUUAGGACCAUACAAUCACGACUGUGGUCAAAUCGAAACUAAUAACUUGUCUUUGGUUUAUUGAGACUAACAAUGAUAUUUGAAAACUAAAAUGUUUAUCAAAAUAACACUUUUUAUGUCUUUAUAUGGAUUUGCAUACUAUAACUUGUGGUGACGAUUUAUUAUUUAUUUCAUUUUGUAUUCUGUAUAAGCCUAGAAGAGCAUUCUUGUAUGAAAUGGUAUCAUGAGAUUGUAUAUAAGAAUUGCCUUCAAUAAUUGAAAAGUAAGGGCUUAAUUGGCUAUUUUGUCUUUUAAACUAAUAAUUUAUGUAUUGUUUCAAGAGUAAUGAUCCUUCUAGGUAUGAAACUCUUUUUUCUUUCAACUUCAUGAAAAGUACCUAUUGUGCCUUCAUGCACUUAAAAAUCAGUCUUGCCUGACAUGAACGACCAGUGUAUUAAUUGUUUUCUUAAACAUGGGUAUACUACUUGUUGCACCUACCUAGCGUAUCUAGCGUAUGAAGCCUCUUCGCGCAUGCAUGCACCGUUAAUGCAAUGCAAUGUUUUAAUACACUGUUAAAUUCAAGGCUAUAGUAGCACUAUACAGUUUGCUAUCACUUUUUGCUCGAUGGCAGUGCUCCCUUAUAAAUCUCUUUCUUGGUAAGUUUUCAUUUAAAAAUGCAUUUGCGAGGGCCGGUUGAAAUGCAGAAAUCUACCGCUCACUUGCUUUGCCACCUCUCUUGUAAAUCUAAGGAGAUAUAUUAUAUUAGUAGUUGGCUGGGCCGUGCCCAAAUGCAGUGUUGCCCUGGCGUCAUUAUACCUAGAUAAUUAUGGCUGUGGACGAAUGCAUUAGGUCUAAUUACAUUACGAAGUUGGCUAAAGAUCCUUACCAGAUUGAGAAUUAAUUGUCGGUCUUAUUUGUUGGACAUUAACUGGGAUUAAUUUUUUCUUCACAAAUCUAUGUAGAAGAUACAUUGAAAAAAGAUUUGCCUAUAUAUUGAAUGCGUACUUCUAUAUAGUUUAACAGUAGAGAAAUUAACUCAAAAUGAUAAGCCUUUCUCAUACUCGAAUGUGAAAUUUUAUUUUUCAUUAAUUUAAAAUGACGUCUUUGUUGAUAAUUUACUAUGAUAAAGCAUAUUCAGCUUCCUAGAAAUAAAGAAUAAAUGUGGCGGGAAUUUC